ACGACUUCCGAUCCAGUCUGCGCUGCUGCGGCUCCCUUUUGGGAUUUGAUUUGCAGCAUCUUCGAGCCUGUGCAACAAAAAACCGCGAAGCACGCCCAGCCCUCCCCGGCACCCUUUUACGCACCCACUCCCUCCCGGGGACACAGCUGGGCGCGUCCACACCCCCGCACCCCCCACACCAUGUUGUGCGGAAGGACUUCCACUCCCUGCCUCUGUCGUUGAUGUCAGACCCCAGGCCAGCCUCCGGGCGCUGCAGUUCUCCCGGCUAAUGCUGAGGCUGCGGCUCCGGCUCUAGCACAGGAACCAGCCGCCGCCGCGCCCGGCCCCAGCGCCCACCGUCUGCAUGUGCCCGCCGUAGCCUUCUGCCCAGCCCGCAGCCCGCGCUCCCCGGAGCGCUGGAGACCACCGCGGGGGGCCCCUUCUGCUCUUGGGAGAAGCAGUCUUGGAGGUAUUGAUUUCGGUGGUUGAAUUUUUCCCGUGGAUCUAUCAAUUCACAAUUUGAAUUUGGAAGAAAGAAGGAAAACAUGACGUCUCCGGCCAAAUUCAAAAAGGAUAAGGAGAUCAUAGCAGAGUACGAUACUCAGGUCAAAGAAAUCCGUGCCCAGCUCACAGAGCAGAUGAAAUGCCUGGACCAGCAGUGUGAGCUCCGGGUGCAGCUGCUGCAGGACCUGCAGGACUUCUUCCGGAAGAAGGCAGAGAUCGAGAUGGACUACUCCCGCAACCUGGAGAAGCUGGCCGAGCGCUUCCUGGCCAAGACGCGCAGCACCAAGGACCAGCAGUUCAAGAAGGAUCAGAAUGUUCUCUCUCCAGUCAACUGCUGGAAUCUCCUCUUAAACCAGGUGAAGCGGGAGAGCAGGGACCACACCACCCUGAGUGACAUCUACCUGAAUAAUAUCAUUCCUCGAUUUGUUCAAGUCAGUGAGGACUCAGGAAGACUCUUUAAAAAGAGUAAAGAAGUCGGCCAGCAGCUCCAAGAUGAUUUGAUGAAGGUCCUGAAUGAGCUCUACUCGGUCAUGAAGACCUAUCACAUGUACAAUGCCGACAGCAUCAGUGCUCAGAGCAAGCUAAAGGAGGCAGAGAAGCAGGAGGAGAAGCAAUUUGGAAAAUCGGUAAAGCAGGAAGACCGGCAGACCCCACGCUCCCCUGACUCCUCAUCCAAUGUCCGCAUUGAAGAGAAGCAUGUCCGGAGGAGCUCAGUGAAGAAGAUUGAGAAGAUGAAGGAGAAGCGCCAAGCCAAGUACACAGAGAAUAAGUUGAAGGCCAUUAAAGCCCGGAAUGAGUACUUACUGGCUCUGGAGGCAACCAAUGCAUCUGUCUUCAAGUACUACAUCCACGACCUGUCCGACCUUAUUGAUCAGUGUUGUGACUUAGGCUACCACGCUAGCCUGAACCGGGCGCUACGCACCUUCCUCUCCGCUGAGUUGAAUCUGGAGCAGUCAAAGCACGAGGGUCUGGAUGCCAUCGAGAAUGCUGUGGAGAACCUGGAUGCCACCAGUGACAAGCAGCGCCUCAUGGAGAUGUACAACAAUGUCUUCUGCCCACCCAUGAAGUUUGAGUUCCAGCCCCACAUGGGGGACAUGGCUUCCCAGCUCUGUGCCCAGCAGCCUGUGCAGAGCGAGCUGGUGCAGAGAUGCCAGCAACUGCAGUCUCGCCUCUCCACUCUGAAGAUCGAGAACGAGGAGGUAAAGAAGACGAUGGAAGCCACUCUGCAGACCAUCCAGGACAUUGUGACUGUUGAGGAUUUUGAUGUGUCCGACUGCUUCCAGUACAGCAACUCUAUGGAAUCCGUCAAGUCCACGGUCUCAGAAACCUUCAUGAGCAAGCCCAGCAUCGCUAAGAGGAGAGCCAACCAGCAAGAGACGGAGCAGUUCUAUUUCACGAAAAUGAAGGAGUACCUGGAAGGCAGGAACCUCAUCACCAAGCUACAAGCCAAGCAUGACCUUCUCCAGAAAACCCUGGGAGAAAGUCAGCGGACAGAUUGCAGUCUGGCCAGGCGUAGCUCAACCGUGAGGAAGCAGGAUUCCAGCCAGGCAAUUCCUCUGGUGGUAGAAAGCUGUAUCCGGUUUAUCAGCAGACACGGACUACAGCAUGAAGGAAUUUUCCGGGUGUCGGGAUCCCAGGUGGAAGUGAAUGACAUCAAAAACGCCUUUGAGAGAGGAGAGGACCCCCUGGCUGGGGACCAGAAUGACCAUGACAUGGACUCCAUUGCUGGCGUCCUGAAGCUUUACUUCCGGGGGCUGGAACAUCCUCUCUUCCCCAAGGACAUCUUCCAUGACCUGAUGGCCUGUGUCACAAUGGACAACCUGCAGGAGAGAGCUCUGCACAUCCGGAAAGUUCUCCUGGUCCUGCCCAAAACCACUCUGAUUAUCAUGAGAUACCUCUUUGCCUUCCUCAAUCAUUUAUCACAGUUCAGUGAAGAGAACAUGAUGGACCCCUACAACCUCGCCAUCUGCUUCGGGCCCUCAUUGAUGUCAGUGCCUGAGGGCCACGACCAGGUGUCCUGCCAAGCCCACGUGAACGAGCUGAUCAAAACCACCAUCAUCCAGCAUGAGAACAUCUUCCCAACCCCCAGGGAGCUGGAGGGCCCCGUCUACAGCAGAGGAGGAAGCACAGAGGACUACUGUGACAGCCCUCAUGGAGAGACUACCUCGGCUGAGGACUCAACCCAGGACGUGACCACAGAGCACCACACGAGCGAUGAUGAGUGUGAGCCCAUCGAGGCCAUUGCCAAGUUUGACUACGUGGGCCGGACAGCCCGAGAGCUGUCCUUCAAGAAGGGGGCAUCCCUGCUGCUUUACCAGCGGGCUUCCGAUGACUGGUGGGAAGGCCGGCACAAUGGCAUCGACGGACUCAUCCCCCAUCAGUACAUCGUGGUCCAAGACACCGAGGACGGUGUCGUGGAGAGGUCCAGCCCCAAGUCUGAGAUUGAGGUCAUUUCUGAGCCACCUGAAGAAAAGGUGACAGCCAGAGCGGGGGCCAGCUGUCCCAGUGGGGGUCAUGUAGCCGAUAUUUAUCUUGCAAACAUCAACAAGCAAAGGAAGCGGCCAGAAUCUGGGAGCAUCCGGAAGACAUUUCGGAGUGACAACCAUGGGCUGAGCAGUUCCCUGACUGACUCGGCCUCCCCGGGGGUGGGGGCUAGCUGCCGCCCAUCUUCCCAGCCCAUCAUGAGCCAGAGUCUCCCCAAGGAAGGGCCAGAUAAGUGUUCCAUCAGUGGGCAUGGGAGCCUCAACUCCAUCAGCCGCCACUCAUCCCUGAAGAAUCGGCUGGACAGCCCACAGAUCCGGAAGACGGUGACAGCAGGAAGGUCAAAGAGCUUCAAUAACCAUCGGCCCGUGGACCCUGAGGUCAUUGCACAGGAUAUUGAGGCAACUAUGAACUCUGCCCUGAACGAGCUGCGCGAGCUAGAGCGGCAGAGCAGCGUCAAGCACACCCCUGAUGUGGUUCUGGACACCUUGGAGCCCCUCAAAACCUCCCCAGUGGUGGCCCCCACAUCGGAGCCCUCCAGCCCCCUGCACACCCAGCUCCUCAAGGACCCCGAGCCUGCCUUCCAACGCAGUGCCAGCACUGCUGGGGACAUCGCCUGCGCCUUCCGGCCCGUCAAGUCCGUCAAGAUGGCUGCCCCCGUCAAGCCGCCGGCCACACGACCCAAGCCCACUGUCUUCCCCAAAACAAAUGCCACUAGCCCUGGUGUCAACUCAUCAACUUCCCCACAGUCCACUGACAAGUCUUGUACUGUCUGAGGGAUAUAAUUUAAUUGUUCUAGACAAGGGGACUGGAGGGACUGACUGUUAUUAAAAAUCUUCCUAUUUAACUAGCUUGGGGACUUCAGUUGAAAAUUAGAUUCUAAGUUGUUCUUGCCGGAAUUAGCCUUCCCAUCACCCAAAACCUUGAGAAUGAAGCCCUCGUUAUCACCCUGCUCUGCCCUUCCCGCUGCCCUCCACUUUUCCCCGUCGUCGUAAUCCAGCCCGCUGCAGUACAUACUGUUCUUAGGUUAGCCAGAGAUAGAUUUUUCCAUUAUCAGGUCACUGUGAAAUCUGGCACGGCGAGUCAUGAGGACACGGGUUCACGUCUCCGUCCCCUCAGACACAGGGGAUGCCUGACCAGAUGGUUGGCUACUGACAGCCAGCUCUCAGUGGCAUCUUGUUUUGGGUACUGACUAUAGAGAACCAUAUAUAGUCCAUUCUUCGUUUCACACACACACACACACACACACACACGCACGCACGCACACAGGUUUUUUCUAGUCUCUGGCAUGUGUAGCCUCUCCUGGUCCCAGACCAGUCUCUUUGUAAGUCAAUGUGGCAGUUCACGCAAGAGCCACCAGGGGCCUCUGUUUCCAUUACAAAUCUUGUUCUGUCUGGGCCAGAGAACCUAGCCUUUGAAAUCUCUCCAUCAUAAAAAAUUGAGCAGGAUGGAACUCAAUCCUGUAAUCUGUUUGGGGUUGGGGGCUUUCUCUCUGUCUUCUCUCUAUUGGUGUGAAUUGGUCAUUGGUGUUUGCUUUUGCUCUCCUCCAUCCUCUAGGAAUACAACCCAGUCUUUUUAUAAAACUUCUAAAGUUUUUCUGAAUGUAUAGACAUUUCUCGGGUUCCUGUCUUUGUCUCUCAUGGACCAUUUUCCAUUUAAGACAUUUUCCUAUAUAAGACAGUUUUAUUGCUGGUUCCUUUUAGGAUAAAGAGUCUUAAGAGAGUUUUAUUGUGUUUAUGGCAGGUUUGGAAAAGGUGAGAAAUGGGUCCUUCUUCCUCCCACUUUUUUGGGGCACUUAAGACAAUAUUCAUUAUCCUGUUCAAAAAUUAAAUUCAGCUUUGCUAACCCCCAAAGUGUUCCCGAAUGCAAAUGUAACCUAAGUUCACCUCUCUAGUUUGGCUUAUUCUCUAUAAGAUCUCUCUUCAGGGACCAACAGGGGCUUGGAGAGCCCCAGUUAGAUUAAAGAGAGAUAUUACUCCUUAAAACCUGUUUUCUUUUAUCCAAAUAAGGACAACUAAGAGAGCUUCGGCCCUACGGGCUCUAAAGUCUUCCCGAGGCCGGAAUCUAACAAAAAAUUGGAUGCUGAAUAUUUAGGCCUUCUGUUGGCCUUUUUUUCUGGUUCUCCUCCCCAAAAAGCAGAAAUGAUGCCCUUGCCUACUUUAAUCCGGUCUCUAAACCUGGUGCCCCUGGUCCCGGCUUCCCUGGCUUCAUGCUGUCGUGGCAGUACCAGGGCUGGGGACAGUCGCACUCCCGUUUCAUGAGUCUCCGACAGCUACAUGAGUUAAAGCUGAAGCUCAUUCCUCUUCUCUGUUUCCUGGUUUUAAAGCUAUGCUUUUAGCCUUAUUUUCUAUAGGUCAAGAGAGGUGGUGGGUUGCCAUUCAGAUAGGAAAAUCUGAGUUUCCUUAUGUUUAGCCUAGAAGAUUCCUUUUGGACCAACAUUCUGAAGUUGGCAGUUGGUGCUAUGGAAAGUGGUAGGAUUUUCCUCAUUCUGGGUGAAGGGAGGAGGAGCUUUGUGGGAAAUCGCUAAUUUUUAGAAGGCUAGCCUGCAACACCAGGAAAACUAUCCCAAGAGCUAGAAAGGAGAAAGUGAGUCAGCCUGUGAGAAGCGACCCACAGGCCU
This is a messenger RNA of Neomonachus schauinslandi (Hawaiian monk seal), 5584 nucleotides long. It is a transcript of the gene SRGAP2, whose product is annotated as SLIT-ROBO Rho GTPase activating protein 2. Lineage: Eukaryota; Metazoa; Chordata; Mammalia; Carnivora; Phocidae. Gene Ontology annotation, molecular function: protein binding. Gene Ontology annotation, biological process: negative regulation of cell migration; signal transduction. The coding region runs from base 525 to 3740 and encodes 1071 amino acids. The transcript is spliced from 22 exons. The record is from RefSeq and is a predicted model, not a curated record. Gene Ontology annotation, cellular component: cytoplasm.